AUGUCAACUCUGAAUAGACCACUGGAUAUAAAUAUUACCGGUAAUCCUAUAAAAUGUACGGAUAUAACACCUAUACGACUGUCUAUAGACGAGUCUCAGUAUUGUAUGACAUUAUUCUCGCAAAUGGACGGCCAGUUGCCGGACGAUAGGUAUCGGAUACGAAUCAAUUACGCCCCACACAAAAAUAAUGGACAACAAGAUCUAGUAAGCAUUGGGGGUAUGUAUGUAUAUGGCUGGGUAACUUUGCAUCUGCAUCCCAGGCACCGGGCAAUAUCGCAAUCAUCACAGAUAGGCAAUAAAUAUAUUAAUAAUAAAUACGCUAACGUUAUACUCGAGUACCAGAAAAUGGUUGUCCAACAGUUGCCGGCGCCGUACGGGUCCGGGUGUGUUGACUACACGGCUCGCGGUCUGGGCUCGCAAUACAAGUGUCGGGCGAACUGUCUUUUAAAUCGCUUGUCGGCCGCAAACCAGUCAUUGCCCGACAAUUAUCUCGUUUACGAUCGGAAUCUGAGACAGGGUUUUGGCGGCGAUAUUAACAAACAAACGGCCAAUUGCUUAGAGAUUUGCGAUCGUAAUCCUGAUUGUUACCAGGAGUAUUAUCCAAUUGUACACAAACAACAAUAUCACCCAUGGUCGUCUAACGAGUCUAGUAGUAAGUCGUUUGAGUAUAGGUAUCUUAAUUUAUGGUUUGCGACGCCAUCCCUACCGGUGCUCACGUAUAGUCAAACACCGAAAGUCCGCCCCACACACGAGGAGAGAGUGAUGCGAUCAGCACCGCAACAUUCUCUCCCCUCAGAACUCUCUGUUGACCAAUUUAAAUCAUUGCUUAAACCGGAAGUUAUAUACGCCGACUGUGCGCUCAAUAGACCGGUGGCUAUAAAUACUACCGGCGAUCGUAUCCAAUGCCCGAACAUAACACCCAUACGACAGUCGAUAGACGGCUCUAACUAUUGUAUGACAUUAUUCUCGCAAAUGGACAAUAAAUUGUCGGACGAUAGGUAUCGGAUACACGGCUCUAACUAUUGUAUGACAUUAUUCUCGCAAAUGGACAAUAAAUUGUCGGACGAUAGGUAUCGGAUACGUAAUAAUUAUGCCACACACAAACAUGGUAAUCAACAAAGACAUCUAUUGCGCAUAUCGGAUAUGAAGAUAUAUCGCGGGUUAAAUUUGCACAUGCACCCCAGGCACCGGGCAAUAUCGCAAUCGUCACAGAUUGGCCAUAAAUAUAUUGAUGAUAAAUACGCUUACGUUCAGCUCGAGUACCAGAAAAUGGUUGUCCAACAGUUGCCGGCGCCGUACGGGUCCGGGUGUGUCGACUACACUGCCCGCGGUCUGGGCUCGCAAUACGAGUGUCGGGCAAAGUGUCUGUUGGAUCGCUUGUCGGCCGCAAACCAGUCAUUGCCCGACAAUUAUCUCGUUUACGACCGGAAUCUGAGACUGAGUUUUGGCGGCGAUAUUGACAAACAAACGGCCGAUUGCUUAGAUGUUUGCGAUCGUAAUCCCGAUUGUUACCAAGAGUAUUAUCAUAUUGUACACGAACUACAACUUGACCAAUGGUCAUCUAACGCGUCGAUUUACAACAGGUUUAUUAGCUUGUGGUUUGCGAUGCCAUCCCUACCGGUGCUAACGUAUAGACAAACACCAAAACCUAAUUAUAUAAUCCGUACGAUUCGAUCGACUGAUUUCGAUGAAGUGCGCGAAAUGUGGAAUAUUAUGGACUUUUUAGUAAUUAAAUACGCGAACGAAAUCAUGUUUACAACGGAUCCGGAGGGCAUACUUGUGGCCGAAGACACCGAUUCCGGUUACUGUUCAUUUGUUAAUGUGUCCAACGAUCUCGCAUUUAUUGGCGGAUAUUGUGUGCGUCCGGAAUAUCGCGGACACGGAAUUGGGCAAAAUAUAUUUAAUAAAGGUAUGGCACAUACGGGUGGCAGAAAUGUUGGUCUCUUUGCCUUUAGUCAAAAAAUAUUUGAGAUAUACAGGGAUUGCCAUCACUUCACUUGUAUUCCCGACAGACGUCUCUGUCAUAUAAGAGGACAACUGACCAUAAAUAAGGACAUGAUUGAUACAAUUGAUGGCAUCACCUUGGUGGCAAUAAAUAAUGACACUCUACCGAGUGUGAUCGAAUACGAUAGAGACCUGUGCGGUAUGGAUAGAGGUGUUUACAUCGAUGGUCUAUCAAAAUGUCCGGAAAGCAUACAUUUGGUGGCAAUCGACGAGAGAAAUCAAGUGCUGGGCUAUUGUCUAGUUGUGAACACCAGUAUUGGUGUGACAGUCGUUGAGCCCCUGUAUGCGGACAACGCAGAAAUCGCUGAAUUAUUGGUCAACAAAUGUUGUCAACAAUUGCCUGAGAGUCGGCGCAAAGAUGUGAAUUACAAGUGUUGGCACUUUAAUCGCGAAUCCAAAGCAAUCGCAACUAAAUUGGGUUUAAUUGAAGUGAAGAAACAGAUGACGGCUUUCACUGCGAAGAUAAUCACCGGACGGUUAGAGAAAAUAACUAAUAAUGAGUGA
Messenger RNA from Medioppia subpectinata, 2508 nucleotides. Lineage: Eukaryota; Metazoa; Arthropoda; Arachnida; Sarcoptiformes; Oppiidae. The record is from the annotation of a GenBank genome assembly.